Molecule: messenger RNA, 1821 nt
Organism: Jatropha curcas
Lineage: Eukaryota; Viridiplantae; Streptophyta; Magnoliopsida; Malpighiales; Euphorbiaceae
Product: IAA-amino acid hydrolase ILR1-like 4
Biological process (GO): auxin metabolic process
Cellular component (GO): endoplasmic reticulum
Molecular function (GO): IAA-Ala conjugate hydrolase activity
Source: RefSeq, a predicted model, not a curated record
UGGCAAAAUGGAAGUACCGUUAAUGUAUACAGACGAGGAACUAUUCGUCUACAGAACCAAGCAUGAUAGUAAAAAUCGAUGCUGCUUUAUAAAUCCACGCGUGUACACAGUAAUUAAUUCCUUCUUCUUCUUGAUGAGUGCUGACAUAACUUAUUUGGAUUUUUCUCUUAUAAGAUUGGUAUUCGGUGCUUCUCUUCUUGUCCUUUGCUUUCCUUACUCCGAUAUUGUUCAUUUUAACAAGAACACAAUUUCUCUCUGUUGAUCUUAUUGCUUUCUUGAGUCUGUGCAAAGUAAUGGGUCUCUUCUUCAAAUGGGUGUCUUUGAUUCUAGUUUUCUAUUCCUUUAUUCCAAAGCUAAUCUCUUCAAAUAUACUCUAUCUAAGCUCAGAAGAACUUGCUCAAAUCCCUGUCAAUUUCUUUGACCUUGCAAGGAAACAAGAUCUUGUAAAUUACAUGGUCAAUAUCAGGAGAAGAAUCCACGAGAACCCAGAACUUGCUUUUGAGGAAUUCGAGACCAGUAAGCUUAUUAGAGCUGAGCUUGAUCAUUUAGGUAUCUACUAUAAAUACCCAGUUGCUGUAACUGGUGUUGUUGGCUAUGUUGGGACUGGUGAACCCCCUUUUGUUGCUAUUAGGGCUGAUAUGGAUGCUCUAGCCCUGGAGGAGGCUGUGGAAUGGGAGCACAAGAGUAAAGUUCCUGGUAAAAUGCAUGCUUGUGGACACGAUGCCCAUGUGGCAAUGCUUCUUGGUGCUGCUAAGAUUCUUCAAGAUCAUCGCAACGAGUUAAAGGGAACGGUUGUUCUUGUUUUCCAACCAGCUGAGGAAGGACAUGGGGGAGCCAAGAGAAUGUUGGAUUCUGGAGUGCUCGAGAAUAUUGAUGCCAUCUUUGGGUUGCAUGUUUCUUUUUUGCAUCCUAUUGGUACAGUUGGCUCAAGAGCUGGUCCCCUUUUGGCUGGGAGUGGUUUCUUUGAGGCAGUUAUAAGUGGAAAGGGGGGACAUGCUGCCAUUCCCCAGCACUCAAUAGAUCCUAUUAUAGCAGCUUCCAAUGUGAUUGUUAGUUUGCAACAUCUUGUUUCGCGUGAAGCUGAUCCACUGGAUUCACAGGUAGUAACAAUUGCAAAAUUCCAAGGAGGUGAAGCAUUUAAUGUUAUUCCCGAUUCUGUUACUAUUGGUGGCACAUUCAGGGCAUUUUCUAAAGAAAGCUUUAUUCAACUCAAACAACGAAUCGAAGAGGUAAUUACAAGACAAGCUAGUGUUCAAAGGUGCAAUGCAACUGUCAUGUUUAAUUCAGACGAGAAGCCCUUUUACCCAGCAACUGUAAAUAACCAAGAUUUGCACAAGCAUUUCAUAAAUGUUGCAACGGACAUGCUGGGUGCACAGAACAUUAUCGAAAUGCAACCAGUGAUGGGAGCAGAAGACUUCUCCUUUUUUGCAGAAGCGAUUCCUGGAUACUUCUUCUUUGUUGGGAUGAAAAAUGAAUCUCAAGGACCAAUUCGAAAUGGUCAUUCACCAUAUUUCACAGUCAAUGAAGAUGUGCUUCCAUAUGGCGCAGCAUUAUAUGCAUCAUUAGCUACAAGGUACUUACUGGAAUAUCAACCAGAAUCCAAGCCAUCUGAGGGAAACAUCCACGAUGAGUUAUAGGUAAUUGCAAUCAAUAGAUAAAGGUUAAUAAUGCCAUAAAGCAUUAUCAAAUUGUUGACUGCAUAUCAGAAACAACUAGACCUGUAAAUUUGAAUUUUGAUUCGGAUAUUUUUAUGCCUGCAGAGCUCACAUUGACUGUGCAUUAUCAUAUUUUGUGUCUAUAUUAGCAUUGGGCUAUUUGUCA